AUGGCCGAUACCGCCAAAACCCAGUCGCAGAAGACUCGUCAGCAGUGCUGGGCCGAGCGCCUGAUCGAGAGCCAUCGUGCCAAUACUCAUCUGCCACCCGAAAAGCCAAAAGAGUUCCCUAUACGCGUCGUUUGCAUCUCCGACACGCGCGGCACGUGCGACAGGUAUCCAGAGGUUCCGGAUGGCGAUCUCUUGAUCCAUGCUGGCAAUUUGACAGAGCUCGGAUCGUUCGAAGCCAUACAGGAGGAAAUACACUGGCUGGAUGAAUUGCCGCACAAAUACAAAGUCGUGGUCGCCGGAAACCUUGAUCGUUUUCUCGACGAUGAGUAUCUGAAGGAUCAUCCCGACCCCAAAUACCGCCACGCGAAGACAAAGGCCGACAUGGACUGGAGCAAAGUCUAUUAUCUCGAAGACGGCAAGCCAAUUACCCUCCGCUUUUCCAAGCCUGGGCUCGGCCACGACAGCAAGGACCAACAGGGUUCCAGCAGAACACUCAGAAUCUUUGGCAGCCCUUGGACGCCAAACCGCGGAGGGAAAUUCGCGUUUCAGUACGACCCAAGCGACGCGGAGUUCUUGAAGACCAAGUUCAGCUCGGUUGAAGCAGGCCAGGUAGACAUCGUCGUCACCCACGGCCCUCCGAAGUACCACCAGGACGGAACCGGCGACGACCACGCGGGCUGUCCGCACCUGGCCGCGGAGAUUGGACGCGUCCGGCCGCGGCUGCACGUGUUCGGGCACAUACCCACCGGCUACGGCUGCGAGAGAAUCCUGUACGAUAAGCCGCAGAGCGAGUUCGAGAAGAUGAAGGCGGCGGGGUCGGCUGAAUGGCGAGACGUUCUGCGCUUGGCCAAGUCUGCCGUGAAGCCCAGUGUCGCUUCCCUCCUUGGUCUGUCGCGAGGCGACGAUACGUUCUUUGUUAAUGCAGCAGUCAGUGAUGGUCCCAAAAGUGACCUGCGCGAACCCAUCGUUGUCGAGUUGUGA
Cordyceps fumosorosea ARSEF 2679 is the source of this 981-nucleotide messenger RNA. Its product is annotated as Metallophosphoesterase domain protein. Gene Ontology annotation, molecular function: hydrolase activity. The coding region runs from base 1 to 981 and encodes 326 amino acids. The transcript has a single exon. The record is from RefSeq and is a predicted model, not a curated record. Lineage: Eukaryota; Fungi; Ascomycota; Sordariomycetes; Hypocreales; Cordycipitaceae.